Pundamilia nyererei is the source of this 3632-nucleotide messenger RNA. It is a transcript of the gene ajm1, whose product is annotated as apical junction component 1 homolog. Lineage: Eukaryota; Metazoa; Chordata; Actinopteri; Cichliformes; Cichlidae. Gene Ontology annotation, cellular component: apical junction complex; plasma membrane. The record is from RefSeq and is a predicted model, not a curated record. Gene Ontology annotation, biological process: cell-cell junction organization. The transcript has 2 exons. The coding region runs from base 291 to 3569 and encodes 1092 amino acids.
GGGGGGACGGAGCACGGGUUGCGGCGACAUACGUGUGGAUGUUGCAGCACGGUAACGCAGCAAUCUACCGAGUAGGGAGGAGGAGGAAAAAAAAUCUAAAGAUUCUGACCAAUAAGGAGCAGCUUUGCCUUUUGCACAUGUUCGAUGUCGUCACUGAGAAACCACUAUCACACUCCCUCGUGUCACGUCCCUAACAGAAAAUGGAUAAGCACAAGCUGGGAAUCCGAACUGAUGCGGCAACAUCAACAUUAAAGCAACUUGAUGGAGAAAACUAGAGGAAUCCCUUUAAGAUGACACGCACAGACCCACCUGACAUACUGGUAUCAACGGUGCAUCAAGACAUAAAAGUGAUCCCCAUUUCUUCACUCUAUAAGUCCUUACAAUCUUCCAAACAAUGUGAUAGUAUAAAUUCCAACACACUGGAGGACGGUAAAAGCAAAGACAAUAAGAGACACUGCCGUACUUUUGACUAUAAGUCACUGGAGUACCCCAAAUCACACAAAUAUCCUAUGGAUUCUCCAUACAGGAAAGGGGAUAGGCAGGCAUCCAACCAAGAUGUUGCCUGGAAUGUGUUGGGCCACCGGCAGAGGUACCGUUUUUCUGCUCCUGACAUUUUUAGUCACAGGUUGACUCCUCAGCCAGUGACAACAGAUAUGGCCAGUGAGGUAAUUGUCCCUGAACAAAAACGAAGGACCAGGUCAAAAAGUGCACCUCGAGUCCAGACAACUUUCACUGCCGUGUCUCUUGAAGGAUCAUCAUCUUCAGGAAGGAAGGGCAGAGAGUUCCAAAGGGAUUAUAGAGACUCCCGUCGGAGACCAGAAGUAUCACCACAUAGGGAACCCUCCUAUGCAGCAACCAGGGCUCAUAUGCAAGAAGUACAUCCCAUUAAGUUGCAGCCACAAAUGGGUGACAGUAGUCGAUAUUCUCCUCACUACACUGCUGAUAAUUUUGAGGAUGAAGGUCUGGAUAAACCAGCAACUAGCCCUCAUGUCAGGUGUCGGGUUGACAUCAAGCCUGAUGAUGCAACAUUACAUCAUUCAGGACGGAAAAAUGCCACACCUCAAAUGGACAUACCCUGGCAGAGACACCACAGUGCAGGGACUAGGAGCCUGACUGUGCCACGUCAUUUCUCAUAUUCUAGAACGCCUACUCCCACUGACUCAUUUGUUACAGAAAGUCGACAAAGUUAUCAAUAUUCCCGUAGCAUGCCAAGUAGUUAUGUACAACCUAUGGAGAUUUCCUUGCAGAGGAUGCCUUCAUCAGGUGAUUUCUAUGGCAGAGAACGCAGAGCUCACUCUAGUCCUAAUGUGCCAACUAAGUUCUUUUAUGCAGAUGACCCAGGGGGAUAUGUUACUACUGCUCCUCCUCAACCAAGUUCUUACUUUCAUGAUGAACGUUACACACCUGGACAAGCAUAUACUCCAAAAGUCCAAUUUGUGCAAGAUCCAAGAACUCGAAUAGUGCAUGCUGUAGCUACAAGACCAUAUUAUUCUGAAAUGGAGCCCUAUUCAUACUCUAUGAAGACAGGGUAUCCAAAACCCUAUGCAGCAAAUGAACCAUGGCCAUAUAUCAUACAGACACCUCCAACAAGAAUAUUUUAUGGGGAUGAUCCAAGGUCUUAUCAAAUUCAGACUGCUCCACCUAGGUUUUAUUAUUCCAGUGAGAUGUAUGCAAUGCCACCAGAGCACCAUGUCCCAGCUAGGGCAUAUUACACUGAAGGCAGAAGACAUGCUAGAGUAAUGCAUUCACAAACAGAUGACUGGUAUGGUUCAGAUGCAUCUGGUUACACCACCAAUCCUCCCUCUCAUGCAUCUCAAGUCACUCCAACAAGAGUACAACAAGAGCCUGCACUGACUCCGUGGUAUACCAACCCAUGUGUUGAACCUCAAAGAUUUGGUACAGAUUCCAAAUCUUACUCAAGGUCUUGGGACAAUAUUCUGAACUCACGUGUGGAAAGAGAACAGCCUCUUCCUGUACAGCGAGGUCAGAGUUAUGAUGAUCUUCUUGACUCCAGAAAGCCCGAGAGAUCUGCUGGUGAAAAACCACAACCAGUGGUUGUUAAUCUCUCUAGUUCACCAAGACGCUAUGCAGCCUUGUCAAUGUCUGACAACUCACUGAUUGACAAAAGCCCAACAGAGAUAUCAAAGAGCAGCUCCAGUAAACUCUGGUUUGUCACCCCUGAAAUAACAAUCACAGAUAAUGACAUUCGAUCAAGUAGCCUUAAUAAGGCUGAAGGACGAUCUGCCAGUUGGGACAUUCUUGAUACCAGAAGCACAGAGAGUCCAGAAAUGAUUCAUCGGGACUUUGAAAGCUCAGCCAAAGAGAAGACACAUGACAAUGCUUCACUUCAGCAAAGUCUUGAACAACUUGAUGAACUUCUGGCUGAUCUUGUGACUGACUAUAAGCCACCCAGCAGAAGGGCAAGUGAAGACAUUCUGGACCAACUAAAGAAGUUAAUUGAUGAGGAAGAAGCAGUGUCUUUGUCCAGAAAGAGUUCAAAGACAGGCACAGAAGAAGCAGCUCCUCUGGACAAACAACCCACCUCGAUCCGAAUGAAUCCUGAUGCUUUUCGAGAUAUAGAUGGGGCAAGUGAUGUAAUGAAGAGUGCAGACGAGUGUUCCCCUGAUCAGAGCCCAGAUGAGGAUGAUACAAUGAUGUGCUCUAACAACAAAUGCCGGAGGACAGAAACCCUAUUCAAUGCCUGCCUUUAUUUUAAAUCCUGCCAUAGCUGUUACACCUAUUACUGCUCUCGAAAUUGUCGCAGGGAGGACUGGGAUAUUCAUAAAGAAAGCUGCCUGUAUGGAAGAAUUGGUAGCACUUGCCGUCAUAUCAUCAAACACUGUCGGGAGACUGUUGAAGUCCACAAAGCCUUCUCCCGUAUUGCCAAAGUUGGCUACCUUUCUCGAGGUAGAGGAGUUCUCUUCCUUGGUUUUCCUAACCCUUUGUCAUCUAGUAACUUCUUGCAGUAUGGUCUGGAUAGUUUACUUAUGUCUCCUACAUAUUUGUCCCUUCGAGAGCUUGAAAGCUUCAAAGACAACCUAGGGGAGUACUGUAAAGAACUGCAGGAAGCUGGUAAAGAGUAUGACCCAAACGAAUGUUUCAUCUUAAAUGUAUCCAUUGCUGUAGGUGAGCAGUUGCCUGAAGGGCCAUCACCAAGGAACCAAGCUCCAACUGUCAGAAAAUAUGCAAAAGUAGCAUUGGCUUCGUUUAGCCCAGAGAGAAAGGUUCACAAGCAAGAGAGUGACAUGGAAACACUGAUCCUUACUCCACCCCCAGGAACAGCAGAUCUCGACAAAGAGGGAGAAGAAGGCCGGAAGGCCAGAGAAAUUUGUUUCAUUAAUAUACAACGAGAGUUAAGGAUUCGAGGGGUUUUCUUACGCCACGAAUACCCACAAGUGUAUCAGCAGCUCUGUGAGUUUGUGGAAAGUAACAGAAGAUUCACUCCUACUACAAUCUAUCCUAUUGAUAAGAGGACUGGUAAACAGUUUAUGUGCAUGAUUAUGGCUGCUUCAGAGCCCAGGACGUUGGAUUGGAUAGGCACCCCACAUCUCCUUGAUGACAUUAUUUAAGUGCACCUUUAGUUGUAAAUAUAUAUGUAUAGAAAUACAUAUAUAUUGUUAUACAUAUUUAUA